This is a messenger RNA of Drosophila novamexicana, 2378 nucleotides long. It is a transcript of the gene ACOX1, whose product is annotated as probable peroxisomal acyl-coenzyme A oxidase 1. Gene Ontology annotation, biological process: fatty acid beta-oxidation using acyl-CoA oxidase; lipid homeostasis. Bases 270 to 2279 code for a protein of 669 amino acids. The transcript is spliced from 8 exons. Gene Ontology annotation, cellular component: peroxisome. Gene Ontology annotation, molecular function: fatty acid binding; FAD binding; acyl-CoA oxidase activity. NCBI's taxonomy places the organism in Eukaryota, Metazoa, Arthropoda, Insecta, Diptera, Drosophilidae. The record is from RefSeq and is a predicted model, not a curated record.
AAUUAUCACAAAUAAUCCCACUAGAAGCUGGGUACAAGUGUAUUUCAAUUCCCAACCACACGAUUAAAGUUCACUGUGCUUAGCAGAUAAGAUUUGCACAAACAUACAUAUGCAUUAACGGCGCUCAAAGCAAGUACAACACAUACAGUUGUUUCUCCAUGCUAAAUUUAGUUAGUACUCGCUCGUCGUAGCAGACGCACGUGAAAGUUUUAUUUGUGUUAAAGAAAAAAACUCGACUGAGAGCCCGUUUUUGAAGCAAUUUAAUCAAAAUGCCAGCACUGGAAGUAAAUCCUGAUUUGCAAAAGGAGCGCAACACAGCGACCUUUGAUCCAAAAGAGUUUUCAAUCUUUUGGGCUGGUGGCGCAGACAAAUACAAAGAGAAGAAGGCCUUGGAGAAAAUGUUUCUGGAGGAUCCAGAAAUGAAAGAUGAUCUGCCUACGUCAUAUUUGUCCCACAAGGAGCUGUACGAGAACAGCUUACGCAAAGCCUGCCUCAUUGGCGAAAAGAUACGCAAACUGCGCGCUGAUGGCGAGGAUGGCGUCGACACAUACAAUGCUCUGCUGGGCGGCUCAUUGGGCGCGGCUAUACUCAAGGAGGGCAAUCCUAUAUCGCUGCACUACAUCAUGUUUGUGCCAACUAUUAUGGGUCAGGGCACCAUGGAACAGCAGGUGGAGUGGCUAUCCAAGGCCUGGGAUUGUGAAAUAAUUGGCACCUACGCGCAAACUGAACUGGGACACGGCACUUUUUUGCGUGGUUUGGAAACGCGCGCCGAUUACGAUGCCAGCACAAAGGAGUUUGUGAUUAACACGCCCUCACUAAGUGCCUACAAGUGGUGGCCCGGCGGCUUGGGACAUACGGCGAACCAUGCUGUUGUCGUGGCCCAGCUGUACACCAAGGGCGAGUUCCGUGGUCUGGCGCCUUUUAUUGUGCAGCUGAGGGACACAGAUACGCAUAUGCCAAUGCCAGGCAUAGAUAUUGGCGACAUUGGCACCAAGCUGGGCAUGAAGGGCGUCAAUAAUGGUUAUCUGGGGCUGAAGAAUGUGCGCGUGCCGCUCAACAAUAUGCUGAUGAAGAACCAACAGGUUCUGCCCGACGGCACCUAUGUGGCGCCCAAGAAUAGUGUCCUAACCUAUGGCACCAUGAUGUUUGUCCGAUGUGCACUCAUUAGGGAUACUGCUCAGAGUUUGGCCAAGGCGUCCACUAUUGCAACACGAUAUGCGGCAGUUCGAAGACAGAGUCCCAUUGAUCCGAAGGAGCCAGAGCCGCAGAUUAUGGAACAUACCACACAGCAACUGAAGCUAUUCCCGCAGAUAGCCAAGGCUAUUGUAUUUAAGACAACCGGUGAUGGUAUUUGGAACAUGUACAAUGUGCUGUCCGGUGAAAUUGAGCUGGGCAACUUGGAUCGUUUGCCCGAAAUGCAUGCACUCUCCUGUUGCUUGAAGGCCAUUUGCAGCGCGGAUGCAGCAGCUGGCGUGGAGACCUGUCGUCUGUCUUGCGGCGGCCAUGGCUAUAUGGACUGUUCUAACUUUCCGACCAUCUAUGGCAUGACGACGGCUGUGUGCACCUACGAGGGCGAGAACACGGUAAUGCUGCUGCAGACGGCACGUUAUUUGGUGAAGGUGUACGGCCAGGCGCUGAGCGGUGAUCAACUGGUGCCCACUGUGGCCUACAUCAACGAGGCGAUCAAGCAGAAAGAGUUCGUCUAUUUCGAUGGCUCCUUGGAGUCAAUUGUAAAGGCAUUCCAGUUUGUGGCCGCCAACAAAGUACGCGUCGCUUAUGAGCAGAUCGAGCAGCGCCGCCGACAAGGCCACAGCACCGAGGUGGCCGCUAAUCUCAGUGGCGUCUUCUUGACAGGCGCUGCAGACCUGCACGGUCGCGCAUUUUUGGCGCAAUCCGCGUACACGGAGCUGAUGGCUGUUUCGCGACAAGUUUCGCCAGCCCUGGCCGAUGUGCUGAUGGUGGUGCUGGAGCUCUACCUAGUCGAUGCCUGCCUUAAUCGCAUUGGCGACUUUUUACGCUUCAUUGAGCUGACUGAUGCGGAUGUUACCAAAUUGGAGGUGCGCCUGGAGAGCUGCCUGAAGCGUUUGCGUCCAAAUGCUAUUGCCCUGGUCGACAGCUUUGAUUUGCACGAUCGCGUUUUGGACUCCGCGUUGGGUGCAUACGAUGGCAAUGUGUAUGAGCAUAUCUUUGAGUCAACCAAGAAAAAUCCGCUCAACAAAGAGCCGGUGAACGCAGGGUUCCACAAAUACCUAAAGCCCUUCAUGAAGGCUCAUUUGUAAAAUAGCGUUAACUUUUUUUAAGGGGUAUUUCGUUAACUGUUGUAGGCCUGUUAUAUCGCCGUAUUUGUAUAUAUCAUUAAAGCUUAUUCGUUAAUUUUA